Colletotrichum lupini is the source of this 288-nucleotide messenger RNA. RefSeq lists its product as uncharacterized. The record is from RefSeq and is a predicted model, not a curated record. The transcript is spliced from 3 exons. Lineage: Eukaryota; Fungi; Ascomycota; Sordariomycetes; Glomerellales; Glomerellaceae. Bases 1 to 288 code for a protein of 95 amino acids.
AUGCUCCAGAACAUCCAUUUCCUCGCCCUGGUCACACCCCCUCCUUGUAUUCCCUACAUUAUAACCCUGAAGCACGGCGACGGGAACCCUCAGAAGAAGUUCCUACACAAGCAAGUGACCGCUACACACAUGUGCACCGGCGGCCCAUGCAGCGUCGAAAAGGAGGAUAGCGAGACCUACACCAUUGAAUGGAGCGCCUCUAUCGCCGACCCGCGAGGCUUCUUCAGCGCCGGCUUCGCCGUCUCCGAGGCCAUCAUCACAGGUGUGACGAAGGCCUGCAGCAACUAA